Molecule: messenger RNA, 1654 nt
Organism: Leptopilina boulardi
Lineage: Eukaryota; Metazoa; Arthropoda; Insecta; Hymenoptera; Figitidae
Gene: Tat
Product: tyrosine aminotransferase
Exons: 11
Coding region: 211-1503 (430 amino acids)
Biological process (GO): biosynthetic process; aromatic amino acid metabolic process
Molecular function (GO): L-tyrosine:2-oxoglutarate transaminase activity; pyridoxal phosphate binding
Source: RefSeq, a predicted model, not a curated record
AUUGACACUUUUUUUGGUGUUUUUUUUUUUAUUUUUUUGGAAUCCUAUCAAAAAUUUCAAGUGUAUUUUUAUUAUUUGAAGAUUAAAUAAUGAUAUCUAUUUUUUUUUAAUGCAAUUUUUAAUUUGCUUUACGAUUUUUAUAGGGAUUUCAAAGAAAGGGAAACAAAUUUUCCGAUAUAUGUAAAAUUCUUCUUUUUUUUUUUUUAAAUAAUGUCUAAUAAUUUUGGAAGUUCACGCGAAAGAUGGAAUAUUCAGGCAUCGAAUAUUGCAAAAAAAACUUAUAAUCCAAUAAGAUCGAUUGUGGAAAAUAUUGUUGUUGAUCCAAAUCCAAAUAAAAAAAUGAUUGCACUUUCUAUUGGUGAUCCAACAACAUUUGGGAAUUUAAAACCAGCUAAAGAAGUCAUUGAGGCUGUUCAAGAAAGUGUUUCUUCGCAAUUAUAUAAUGGAUAUGCGCCUUGUACAGGCUAUCAAGCAGCUCGAGAGGCUGUUGCUCAUUACAGCUCCAAUGAGUUUUUAAAAGUGGAUCCUCAGGAUGUAAUCCUUUGUAGUGGAUGUUCGUGCGCUUUGGAUCUUUGCAUUACAGCAGUUGCACGCGAAGGACAAAAUAUAUUAAUUCCAAAACCAGGUUUUUCGAUAUAUCGAACACUCGCUGAGGGUCUUGGAAUUACAGUGAGAUCCUACAAUCUAAGGCCCGAUUGUGGCUGGGAAAUUGAUCUCGACAAUUUAGAAUCACAAAUUGAUGAAUCAACCGCUGCUAUUAUUAUAAAUAAUCCAUCGAAUCCAUGUGGCUCGGUUUUUAGUCGUAAUCAUUUACACGAUAUUCUUGACAUUGCUGCCAAAUAUUAUGUACCAAUUAUUGCUGAUGAAAUUUACGAGCACAUGGUUUUUCCCGGACGGAAAUUUUAUUCCUUGGCAUCGUUAUCAACGGAAGUUCCGAUUUUAUCCUGCAGUGGCUUAACCAAAAGGUUUCUCGUACCUGGGUGGCGAAUGGGUUGGAUUAUUAUUCACGACCGGCAGAAUAUUUUAGGAAAAGAGAUUCGAAAAGGACUGCAUUGCUUAACUCAGAGAAUAAUUGGUAGUAAUACGUUAAUUCAAGGUGCGCUUCCUCGAAUUUUGAGAGAAACGCCACAGAAUUAUUUCGAUGAGAUUAUCCGAACUUUAUAUAAUCACUCAAAGUUAACGUAUAAUUACAUCGUAAAUAUUCCAGGACUUAAACCAAUCAUGCCAGACGGCGCCAUGUAUAUGAUGGUACAAAUUGAUUUGAAUUCAUUUCCGGAAUUUCAAUCGGAUCUUGAAUUUGUGCAACGAUUAUUAGCAGAGGAAUCAGUUUUUUGUCUUCCUGGAUUGUGCUUUGAUUAUCCAUCCUAUAUGAGACUGGUAAUUACACUACCGAUAGAAAUGUUGGAGGAGGCAUGCAACAGAAUUGAACAAUUUUGCAUGAGGCAUCACAUCAAAACUUCUCAAUCGAGAAAUUCUCUAGAUGGCAUUGUCAUUCCAUAUUAGGCACCAUAUAUAUAAUAUAAUAAAUAUCAUAUUAUGAUAAUAUAAGCUAUCUCUAAAUUCCUAUAUCUUAAGUUUGUACAUAGUUGUAAACAUUUUUUUUUUAUAUAUAAAUUGUUCUAGUGUGAUUAAAUACAUAAGAUUUUUUUUUUUU